AUGGAGCCACAUGGCUUCGAAAUAAACGCACAGGUGCAACACUCAUUUACCAACAGUUAUUCAUUUCUUUCUUUUCUUUCAUUCUUUCUUUCUUUCUUUCUUUCGUUCCAGUCCACUGCCAUAUUUUCCGUUCUUCCGCCUCAUACCUUUUUUAGAAUUCGUUCUACUCUUAUUCCUGUUCUAUUUCCUUCCUUCCUUCCUUCCUUCCUUCCUUCCUUCCUUCCUUCCUUCCUUCUAUGCUUUCUUUCCUUUUUUCUUCGAGGCUUUGUCGAGAAUUUUCAUUUUUCCUCAUUCAGCCAAUUUACUCAAUUAUUCUUUCUUUCUUUCUUUCUUUCUUUCUUUUUCUUUCUUUCUUUCUUUCUUUCGUCCAUUCGUUCGGUCCAGUCCACUUCCAUAUUUUCCGUUCUUCCGCCUCAUACUUUUUUAGAAUUCGUUUUAUUCUUAUUCCUGUUCUAUUUCCUUCCUUCCUUCCUUCCUUCCUUCCUUCCUUCCUUCCUUCCUUCCUUCCUUCCUUCUAUGCUUUCUUUCCUUUUUUCUUCGAGGUUUUGUCUAGAAUUUGCAUUUUUUCUAAUUCAGCCAAUUUACUCACACAAUUAUUCUUUCUUUCUUUCUUUCAUUCAUUCUUUCUUUCUUUCUUUCUUUCUUUCUUUCUUUCUUUCUUUCUCUCUUUCUUUCUUUCGUUCGUUCGUUCCAGUUCCCUGCCAUAUUUUUCGUUCUUCCGCCUCAUACCUUUUUAGAAUUCGUUUUACUCUUAUUCCUGUUCUAUUUCCUUCUUUCCUUCCUUCCAUGCUUUCCUUCCUUUUUUGCUUCGAGGUUUUUCUUAAUUCAGCCAAUUUACUCACUCAAUUAUUCUUUCUUUCUUUCUUUCUUUCUUUCUUUCUUUCUUUUCUUUCUUUCUUUCUUUCUUUCUUUCGUUCCAGCUCCCUGCCAUAUUUUCCGUUCUUCCGCCUCAUACUUUUUUAG
Molecule: messenger RNA, 963 nt
Organism: Acanthosepion pharaonis
Lineage: Eukaryota; Metazoa; Mollusca; Cephalopoda; Sepiida; Sepiidae
Source: the annotation of a GenBank genome assembly